This is a messenger RNA of Nicotiana tabacum (common tobacco), 1268 nucleotides long. RefSeq lists its product as uncharacterized. The record is from RefSeq and is a predicted model, not a curated record. Lineage: Eukaryota; Viridiplantae; Streptophyta; Magnoliopsida; Solanales; Solanaceae. Gene Ontology annotation, molecular function: RNA binding.
GCCCUAAAUUUCAAAAAUACGGCAGUCAGUCUCUUCUCCGGCCAAGUAGAAAGUUCUAAAACACGACGCUUCUCCUCUCCGUCUAUUUUUCCGGCUAAGCUAAGCUUAAAUUCGAAUGGCUUUCUUUACCAAAGCUGGGAACAUUCUUCGGCAGGCUGUUAGCAAGCAGCGCAUCAAUCAUGAAAUAUCUGCAUCCAAGCCUUCAAUUUUUCAACUUAUUAGAUGCAUGUCUUCUUCAAAACUUUUUGUGGGAGGAAUCUCAUGGAACACGAAUGAUGACGCUCUCAAACAAGCUUUCAGCAAGUACGGAGACGUUGUUGAAGCAAGAGUAAUUGUGGAUCGCGAAACUGGAAGAUCUAGGGGAUUUGGCUUCGUUACUUUCAAUAGUUCUGAGGAUGCCAGCGCUGCUAUCCAGGCUUUGGACCAACAGGAGCUUGAUGGUCGUAGGAUUAGGGUAAAUAUAGCAAACGACAGGACAAGAGGAUACGGAGGAGGUGGUGGUGGAGGAUUUGGAGCUGGUGGUUAUGGUGGUGGUGGUAAUUAUGGAGCUGGUGGUUAUGGUGGUGGUGGAAAUUAUGGCAGCGGAGGUGGUGGUGAUGCUAAUGUUGCCGGUAGUUAUGGAGCCAAUAAUUAUGGAAGCGGAGAAAGCAGCUUUGGCUUUGGGACAAGUGGCGGGAACAACUUUCCAAGUGGUGACAGCUAUGCCAGUGAAAACCAGAACUUAGGUGCUGCUGCUGCAGGCAGUGGUGACACUUAUGGUACUGGCGAGGCUGCGAGCAACAGUUUCACAAGCAGCUUUGGCAGCAAUGAUCAAUUUGGCAAUGUUGAUACCAGUAACCAAGCUGAAACUGGUGAUGUUAAUAGCCCAGUUGAUGCAGGUGAAGAUUUCAGAGAUGACAAUGUUGAGUCCGGUGAUUAUGCCAACAGAAGAGCCUGAAGCUAUAAGCCUUUUGCUGCCUAAUGCUAUUGAUAAAAGAGAAGAAAUCGAUGGAAGAUGAGCUCGCUUCCUUCUAUUGCUUAGCAGUUUACCUCUUUCAUAGACCACCGUUUUCUCAUCCUAGCUCUAUUCCUCUCUUCUGUUUUUGUCUUGGACUUGAGAUUUUUGUUCCAUGUUGCUUUUAUUUAAACUCAGUUUGGAUCCCUCUUUCCCGUGGGGAAAUAGAGAGGAAGUCACAACGGUAAAUGUAGACUGGUUAUUAUUAUCUUCUUUCUGUGUCUUGUUGAACUAUCGUUCUCCUUUAAUAACUUGUAUUAUGAUUGGAGGUGCU